AAUAAAAGCAGAGACACAGGAUGCGCUUUUAUUAUUGUAGGGCGCAUGGAGUGUGUGCGGUGGAUAAAUUAAAAACUAUGUCAUAGUAUGUUCGUUUGAACAAAAGUUGGUAAUCGAUUAUAUAAGCAAAAUACAACAAAUAUGAGCAAACGUGCUUUGUAGUGUCGGUAGUAUUGUGUCAGCACUUACGCUAAAUAACCUUAAAACUAAAAUUAUUCGGGGUUUUUUUUGUUGACGAGCCACUGUGAACCUUCCCAGUAUGUUGCAGCGUUAUCUGCAACGCUUGCGGUUUGCGACGAAAACUAAUAUGGUUAAAAAAAACAUCUGUGUUUCGUACUGCACCGUAAAUGGCCGUUAUAGUCACAUUUUAAACGUUAGCUCUGAAGACGACAUUAAGCAGUUUAUUAUAGCAAAUACAGACAUAGUGAGGAGAAAUAAUUUAACCCCAGAAAUCAACUUAAGACUCUUUACUCCAAACUCUAAAUUCUGGCACGCAAAACCAGAAUUGUGGCCGUUCACUGACCCAUACUGGGCUAUUUACUGGCCGGGUGGACAAGCACUUGCAAGGUAUCUGUUAAAUAACCCGGGAGUGGCCCGGGGCAGGAAGGUCUUGGACCUGGGCUGUGGAUGCGGCGCCUCCGCCAUCGCUGCGGAAAUCAGUGGCGCUGUUUACGUCUUAGCUAACGACGUAGAUCCAGUUGCAGCCAUCGCCACCAAACUGAACUGUGAAUUAAAUGGCUUAGAACCCCUCCCCACUGAGACAGAGAACUUGAUUGGCUGUGAGCCCAAGGGUUGGGACCUCAUCCUGCUUGGAGACAUGUUCUAUGAGGAGGUACUGAUUGACAGCCUGCACACCUGGCUUCGGAGCUGCAUCCAGGCCCAUGGCACGCAGGUCCUGAUUGGAGACCCGGGACGGGCCCACCUGGAGAACCACGUGAUUAGGAAACAUCUGUGUCUACUAGCUAACUUUGAGCUUCCUGAAUCAAUUAGGGAAGAGAACUUUGGCCUCACCAACAGCUGCGUGUGGAGCUAUCAGCCAGAGCUAUGACUUUGCCUAAAAAAUGGCGCUAUAUCUAAUAUAUAAUUAUGUCUUAUUUAUUAUAUAAACUGGGUUGUGUGGGUGUUAUCUACCAAAAAACAGGUUGAAUUUCAGUGCAAAAUUCUUUAUUAACACGAACCACUGGGGUGCAUAAAAUGCACAGAUCCAGUUUUGAUAAAACACCAACACACCAAGUUAAUAAAUAUACUUACAAACACCUUUACAAUAAAUAAUACAUAUGGAAUGUAGUACACGUUGCUUCCUCAUACGUUCCCCAGUUUUCCCAGUGAUGUCACAGUAGUGCACAAAGCAGUAACAUUUAAAGAAUCACACUAAACACAUAAUCACAAAAGUCGGACUGCUCUUUACCUCAGCUUUGCAAACGAUUAUUUUUUAAUUGCAGCGAUAUGUACUGAGAACAAACGAAGCACUCCCGGCGUUGAUGUUGGGUCACGUGGCACAUUGUUCAAAGAGAAUGUAUAAAGAUUAAUGGCCACUAGAGGUCCCUGUACAGCUGCAUUAGCGUUUCCUUAACCUAUGACAGCUAAGAGAAGCACUUAAUUUAUAGACGCAAAGGAUUAUAAAUGUACAAAAUGUAAACCCCAUUAUCAAAUAUUCUAACAGCGUAUAAGCAGAUCAUGUAUCACCAUAGAUAAAUGUGCAGUAAUGCAACAUAAAGUCAGGGGCACUUUUGAAACAAAGCUACAUGCUACACUGAAGGAUUGAAAUCACUGCAUAAAACGUGCUGAUUAAGUCAUGAAGCACUUCAGUUAGGGCAUGAAGUAAGACUCAGUGAUCUGUAUUUAAACAAACACGUUUUAAAUGGUUCUAAAUGAAGCAGAUAAUGCUAUUAGUGUGUAACUUAGUGCCGUCAUUCCCAAUAACCACAGCUGUAAGUCGGUCCUGACGACUACACCCCCCUGCCACUUCAGGUACUUUAUGUUAUAUUGAGUUUGUAUAUCCAGUCUGUCGAAUGCAGGCCACCCAGGUGGUAGGUGUUAAAUCAAUAAAGUUGGUUUGUUAGAAUGUUUUGGGACAUGUUAAAAUUGUGUGGAUGUACUGCAAAGAGCAUCCGUUGUCUUUCAGAAUGCAUGCCGCUGUAACGGCAAUCUUCUCAGGAUUUAAUACACCGUCCAUGACACCUGCUGGAUCUUAUCUGGGCCAGUGAGGUUCUGCAGAGCUUCUCUGGAAUGGUCUGACGGGUAGAUGCAGAAGAGAAGAUUUCCAUGUGUACAACAAAAGGGACUAUAAAGGAAACUAUCACAAAAGCUACAAAUUAAAUAAAAAAUUAACCCAGCAAUUCAGGUGGUGAGUGUUAGAGACAAGAACUUGUGACCUGUAGGUCAUGGAUUCAAAUCUCAGGAGACACGCUGCUAUAGCACUGCCAGGUAAACUGGAAUUAGUGCUUAACGGGAAUAACUGCAGUAAAUAAGUAUGACUGGUGCAUAAAUGCUGGUUAUGCAGUGAAAUUCAACCUAAAGACUGGAAAACAAAAUCAGCCACAUUAUGAAAAAACACCUUGUUAGAAUGUUUUGACAGGGACUGAACGGGAUAACGUUACUAAACUAGACCAAAUACGCUUUACUCGCUACGCUUUGUCUUAAUGUUUCAUGAAGUGAAGCGUACCUGUGAUCAAUGGACAGCCAUGGAAGAUGAAGAUCCUGAUGUUGCUGCAGUUGGAAAGGAUCGCCAUCACAGCUCUGUCUGUCAGGAACUGGCAACGUGCCAUCUGCAGCUCCUGGGAGGAAACCACAACCACAGCGUCACCAUCAGUAAGGGCAGCCCAUGGAAACAGCUGUUAAAAUGAAGCUGAUAGGGAAGGCUGCUGUCUGAAAGAGUGUGUUCUCUCCUGAAGCAGCAACCGCAAUCGUUUCUCCGUUAGGAAGAGUACUUGGAAUUCGAUGUAUGGCUUCCGGAUCCAAUGGUUUUAUUCAAGGAUGUGGAAGAAAAUUCCGAAGGAUGGAAGUAAUGUAAUCUUGUUAUUCAUAAAUGAAACGCGUGAAUCAUAAUCAUGGUUGUCGUUGACUGAUUUAAUAACACUGAGAGAUGUUUCGUGGAAAAAUGUAUAGGGCUGUUUAUGCAAAUAUAAUGGAAACUGCUGAUACUUAUGGAGCAGACGUAUAGUCGGUGCUAAAUGAGGUGUGGAAAAGAUAAAUGGAGGUCAACAAAGGAGGAGGAUCAGUGUGAAGAUAAGACCCUACGGUCAAGAGAGAUUUAAUGCAAAAGAUCACUAUUUGAAGAACUGGGAAGCGCUGAAAAAUGGUUGGCAGAGUCAAAAAGUCAGGAGGUGAUCUGGAGCGUGUGGUGAGCUUUGAAAAGUACUGAAAUAGUUUGGGUGCCACUUGCACUUGAGCUGAAGUAAGCAAAUUUAGUUACUAAGGGCUAAAACAAGUUACGGAAUGUAAAGGAAAUCAUUCUCAACGAAUCUAAGUCAGAAAUAUGGAUGUGUCAUGUGUCACUAAAAACGUACAUGACCUGUAACCACUUGUAGUGGAAGUGAAGCACUCUGACAGAGAUCUUAGGUGUGACUCCCUUUGCAUGCAAACUGAAUAAAAGUAACCAGACAUUUAAAGAAA
Messenger RNA from Brienomyrus brachyistius, 3615 nucleotides. RefSeq names its product electron transfer flavoprotein subunit beta lysine methyltransferase (gene etfbkmt). The record is from RefSeq and is a predicted model, not a curated record. NCBI's taxonomy places the organism in Eukaryota, Metazoa, Chordata, Actinopteri, Osteoglossiformes, Mormyridae. Gene Ontology annotation, biological process: peptidyl-lysine trimethylation. Gene Ontology annotation, cellular component: mitochondrial matrix. Gene Ontology annotation, molecular function: protein-lysine N-methyltransferase activity. The transcript is spliced from 3 exons. The coding region runs from base 260 to 1048 and encodes 262 amino acids.